Molecule: messenger RNA, 2122 nt
Organism: Solea solea (common sole)
Lineage: Eukaryota; Metazoa; Chordata; Actinopteri; Pleuronectiformes; Soleidae
Gene: sptlc3
Product: serine palmitoyltransferase, long chain base subunit 3
Exons: 12
Coding region: 163-1755 (530 amino acids)
Biological process (GO): sphingosine biosynthetic process; ceramide biosynthetic process
Cellular component (GO): serine palmitoyltransferase complex
Molecular function (GO): serine C-palmitoyltransferase activity; pyridoxal phosphate binding
Source: RefSeq, a predicted model, not a curated record
UCUAUUCUCCUUUUCAGCGCGCGACAGUUCACAUGAGGCAGAGGGGAAGCAAGAGAAGGAGGAAGUCAGGUCACCUCAGUGACUUCAGCAGACACCGGGCUACACCUGACAGCACAAACACAGGAGGCAGUCGCUCACUCACUGCUGGGGCUUUCAGGAAACAUGGCAACAGCCACGGCCAACGGCGGCUCCAUAACAAUUAUAAACUGCAAGGGACUGAAAGAUAUCAAGAAGAACGGCUACUACAACCACAGAGAAAAAAAUGGCCCUCGGACUGGCGUUCCCUCCACGGAGCACAGGAGGGAGGCCUUUGAGCAGCCUCCCAUGUAUGUGGCUGUCAUGACAUACGUGGGCUUUGCCCUUGUCACCCUCUUUGGCUACUUCAGAGAUUUCCUCAGAGCUGUGCGCUUAGAGAAGCGUCACCUCGCCCAGGAAAGAGAGGAACAGAAGAAUUUUGUACCACUUUAUCAAGAUUUUGAGAACUUCUACACUCGUAACCUGUACAUGAGGGUACGAGACAACUGGAACCGUCCCUUGUGCAGCCUACCAGGACCUGUCUUUGACCUGAUGGAGAGAGUGUCUGACGACUACAACUGGACUUUCAGGUUAACUGGACGAACAAUACACAACGUCAUCAACACGGGCUCUUACAACUACCUCGGCUUUGCUGAGAACAAUGCUGAUUCUCUGAAAACGGUGGCAGACAAUGUGCAGCAGUAUGGCGUUGGAAUUUGCAGCACCAGGCAAGAAGUAGGUAACCUGAGCCUCCAUGAAGAUCUGGAGAAACUUGUGGCCAGUUUCCUUCAAGUGGAAGCCUCUAUGGUCUUUGGGAUGGGUUUUGCCACCAAUUCAAUGAAUAUUCCAGCGCUUGUUGGCAAGGGUUGUUUGAUACUGAGCGAUGAGCUCAAUCACACAUCUCUAAUCUUAGGGGCCAGACUGUCAGUAGCCACCAUCCGGGUAUUCAAACACAACGAUAUGCACAGUCUGGAGAAGAUGCUAAGAGAGGCAAUUUGCUCAGGGCAGCCUCGGACUCACAGGCCGUGGAAGAAGAUCCUGAUCAUGGUGGAAGGCAUCUAUAGCAUGGAGGGCUCAGUGGUGCGAUUACCAGAGAUCAUCGCUCUAAAGAAGAAGUAUAAAGCAUAUCUGUACCUGGAUGAAGCCCACAGUAUCGGAGCAGUGGGGCCAUCAGGUCGGGGCGUGACUGAGCUGUUCAGUGUGAACCCAGCUGAUGUGGACAUCAUGAUGGGGACCUUCACCAAGAGCUUUGGAGGUGCUGGAGGCUAUAUCGCAGGAAAAAAGGAACUGGUCGACUACCUCCAAAGUCAUUCCCACAGUGCAAUAUAUGCCACGGCCAUGUCCCCACCUGUCACUGAGCAGGUCAUACGUGCCAUGAAGUGCAUUAUGGGAAAAGACGGGAGCACACAGGGUAUUACUCGCAUCCACCAACUGGCAGAAAACACCAGGUACUUCAGGGCCAGACUGAAGGAGAUGGGCUUCAUCAUCUAUGGCCAUGAUGACUCACCUGUGAUUCCAAUCCUGCUCUAUAUGCCGGGCAAAGUGGUAGCUUUUGCUCGAGAAAUGCUGGAGAGGAAAGUCGGUGUGGUGGUCGUCGGCUUUCCGGCCACGCCGAUUACGGAGGCUCGGGCUCGCUUCUGUAUGUCCGCGUCACACACCAGAGCCAUGCUGGACGAGGUGCUGCAUCAUCUGAACGAGGUGGGAGACAAUUUGUGUCUCAAGUUCUCGCGACAAAAAUAAUCCUCUUGGCCUGACCUCUGUGAUGACACGGACUGUGAGCUGGGCCGCUGAAAUGACCCCUUGACACCUUCACUUCACAGUGUCAGAGUGUCCGUUUAAAGGCACACAACUUUGAGAAACACUGGUGUCUCGCUGCAGGAAAAGGGGGCCAAAUGUUUGGCAGCUGUUUAUUUUUUUUGUUUGUUUGUAAAACAUUGUGAUCUAACGGAACUCUCAGCUGUGCUACUUCAUAUCUGAACACGUUUAUUUUGUCAGUACAUACAUUUUUGGUUUCAAAUUUUGAGAUAUUUAUCUUUUUAUAUUGAGACAAAUUAAUGUUAUUUCACUUCAGGGAGUCCUUUCAAUAAAUUUAGACGAUUAUAUUGUU